UUUUGUCUGAAUUUUUCCCUCCUCCAGAACAAGGUCUGAAGGCAGCUGAAAUAUCUACAAAGGUUUUUUACCAUUCUGAUGUAGCGUCAUUAGCAAAAUUAAACAUAGAAGAAGUGAAACAAGUUUUCCCACUUUCAGCUGUAUCAGAAAUUCCAUUCGAAGCUGGAAUAUCCAUUUUGGAUCUAGCAAUGAAAGCUGGUUGUUUCUUAAAUGAAGGUGAUGCAAAGCGUAUUAUAGCUGGAGGAGGCUUGUAUUUGAAUUUUGAAAGAAUAACUUCUGAAGCUGUGCUAGUACCUAAUCAUCACAUACUACCAAAUAAUAUAUCUUUAAUACGAAUAGGUAAAAUAUUAAUUAAGUUUGAUAGAGACUUCACAAAUGCAGAGGAAGCCAGUGUCUUUGCACUUAAAGGUACAACACGAGGAACAAAUUUGUAUUCGAGUCUGACACAAACUUUGGAAAAAUGUGAGUUAGACUUCAGUAAUAUGUCUGCUAUAACUAGGGAUGGUGCUAAAUCUAUGACUGGAGAGAAAAUAGGAAUAGCAACAUUACUCAAAUCUGAUGUGAAGGGAAGUGGAAAUAAUACUAGGAUGACUUUCCACUGCAUCAAUCCACUAAGAAAAUUUGUGCAAAAAGUCCUUCUCAAACCUUGA
Stegodyphus dumicola is the source of this 650-nucleotide messenger RNA. It is a transcript of the gene TyrRS-m, whose product is annotated as Tyrosine--tRNA ligase, mitochondrial. The record is from RefSeq and is a predicted model, not a curated record. NCBI's taxonomy places the organism in Eukaryota, Metazoa, Arthropoda, Arachnida, Araneae, Eresidae. Gene Ontology annotation, molecular function: ATP binding; RNA binding; tyrosine-tRNA ligase activity. Gene Ontology annotation, biological process: tyrosyl-tRNA aminoacylation. Gene Ontology annotation, cellular component: mitochondrion; cytosol.